Molecule: messenger RNA, 628 nt
Organism: Zeugodacus cucurbitae (melon fly)
Lineage: Eukaryota; Metazoa; Arthropoda; Insecta; Diptera; Tephritidae
Exons: 2
Coding region: 264-581 (105 amino acids)
Source: RefSeq, a predicted model, not a curated record
UUAAGCACUUAUGAUGAGGAAGAAUUUCACAACGCUUUCAACCACAUUAUUGGCAAAUUAAUUAUUCAGCAGCACUCAAAAUCAACAACUACUUGCCGGAUUCAUGUUAAUUUUUAAAAUAACACAUUUAUGAGGCAUAUUUUUCGCAUUUCAAUUUCAAUUAAAAUGCAACUUUUAUUUUUAGCCACUCAAUUAGCAGAAUACGUACUGCAAUACAAAAAUUACGCCCAACCAAAAGAGUCAGAGGUAGCGAAGCAGAAAUCAUGAGUAGGCGACGGAAAUGCAGCAAAUUGUUGGAACUCGAGAAUGAGCGUGUAGAUGAGCACGGUGAUGAGCAGCACUACAGUGUUAAGCUAAAAAAUGUGGUAGCACAGAAUUUAUGCAACAAUCCAGUAUCGGCAUUUCUCGCUACACUGAGCAGCAUCGUUUUCUGGUGCAUCUAUUGGUUGGCUAAAGCGUUGAUUGUGUUCGCUGGAGUGUUCAUGAUUAUUACAUUCAUAUUUCCACACAAAUUCAUUGGACUUCUCAACCGUUUUAUGGAUAAAACUAAUGUGGAGCAGUACUUCAAGGAUGAAUUGUAAAUUAAAUCAUUUAUGUUCAAAAAUCUCAAGAAUAUAUUUUAAAUGUG